Molecule: messenger RNA, 1011 nt
Organism: Melanotaenia boesemani (Boeseman's rainbowfish)
Lineage: Eukaryota; Metazoa; Chordata; Actinopteri; Atheriniformes; Melanotaeniidae
Gene: sftpba
Product: prosaposin
Exons: 10
Coding region: 123-917 (264 amino acids)
Biological process (GO): sphingolipid metabolic process
Cellular component (GO): lysosome
Source: RefSeq, a predicted model, not a curated record
UUCUUCAAAACCUGGUUGGUGGGGGCUCCAGCUAACCAGUGGGCCAUGUCAAAUAUAAGCUGAACUUGUGGCUCCCUCACAGAUGUGAGAAGAGGUUCGAGUAAAACCAGAAAGUAAUCAAGAUGGCCAUGCUUGUGGUAACACUGCUUCUCUCAAUUGGUCUCCAAGGCUGUGUUCUGACCGCGACUUAUGAUGCCAAUCAAAGUCAACCAGAUCUCAUGAAAACGGGGGAUCUCUGCCAGGACUGCACCAAAAUAUUUGAACUCCUUGUUGACAUGCUUUCCAAUGCAGACCUGCAGAAAAAGAUCAUGGAUGGAAUUGAAAGUCUGUGUGCACACCUGCCGGGAAAAACUGCCCAAAUCUGCAAAGAAGAGGUGGACAAGAUGCUCCCGCUGGCCAUCACCUUUUUUACUGGGAUUGUAAAACCAGGUGAGAUCUGCAAAAUCAUUGGGCUCUGCAGCUCCUGUGAUAAACACGAGAAGAUGCUCGGCUACUUUGCCAACGAAGCCCUUCAGGUUGCUGUGACGAAAGACAAUGCCAACCCCACAACACACUGCUCCUUCUGCAUUUUCCUUUUUAAAACCUUGGAAGAUCUGCUGCCUAAGGAGAGGACUGAGGGCGCUGUGAUCAAGCUGCUGGAGGAGAUUUGUAUAAUCUUGCCACCCGCCUACCGAGACCAGUGUGAUACAAUCAUUGGGAAGUUUAGCAAGACAGUGCUGGAUGCAAUCUUGGGCUAUGCCACCCCUGAAGCCAUUUGUAACCUCAUCCACCAGUGUAAAGGGCAGGAAGCUCCCAUUGUGGACCCAUGCAUCUUGCCAACAUACAGAUGCAGAGAUACCAAGACUGCCCUCAAAUGUGGAACGGUUUUCUACUGUCAGAAAUUUGUCUGGAAGCCUCUAAACUACAAUCUAAUCUAACAUUCAAAAGGGUGGGAAUAAAACCAUGAGUCACACUCAUGACUAACCAUCAUUGCUCAAUAUCAAGCUGCAAAUAUUUCUGCUUGCAUUUUUU